CCCAUCAUGCAACAUGACCGUGCGUCAGCGCGUGUGGAAAGUCUCACGUGUUUUUGAACACAACAAUGAAUCAUAACGCUAAAAACAUCGUGUAAGAGGAAUCCACUGCGUUUCUUACGCUGGGAGUGGAAAGGCAUGUGCACCCGGAUCGGGUUAUUCUGGUUCGGACACGAUUGUCUGCUUAGUCAGCGAAGUGAUUGCGGUUAUCACCCCUCACACACACCGGACAGUGUGAGCGCACGAGAGGCGCGGCUCCUAUCCUCGCGCUGUAGCGUCCCGGGCGGCUCGUUCAUGUGAAACAGGGCGUGUUCCGGUCAACAGUGAGUCUCUGCUCUGCGAUGAUCCGGCUGGCUGUGUUGCGCUCGCUCGUGGCCCGUCACACGCCGGGUCCGGGUCACCUACACGCCCGGUUCCUCGGGACACACCGACGCAACAUCAACCCGGAGCAGCUGGAGCUCCCGAGUCAGGCGCGCGAGUUCGUGUACAGCCUGAGCCCGGUGACCCGGAGCUGCUUACUGAAGGAGCUGCAGAGCUUCGAGUCCAAGACUCAAGACUCGGAGGAAUCGUCUCCGCUGACGGCCGCUCAGUUCAGAUACAUUCUCCUGCACAAUGCCAUUCCCUUCAUCGGCUUCGGCUUCCUGGAUAACGCCAUCAUGAUCGCCGCCGGCACUCAGAUCGAACUGUCCAUCGGAUUGACACUGGGAAUAUCCACCAUGGCAGCCGCGGCUCUGGGGAACCUGGUGUCUGAUCUGGCUGGACUCGGUUUAGCAGGUUACGUGGAGGCUCUGGCUACACGCUUGGGGAUGCAGAUUCCUGAUCUCACACCCAAACAAGUGGAUAUGUGGCAGACCAGAGUCACCUCACACAUGGGUAAAGCCAUCGGCAUCACUAUCGGAUGCAUUCUGGGAAUGUUUCCGUUGCUCUUCUUAAGCGAUGAUGAUGAUGAUGAUGAUGAUGAGGAGAAGAAGAAGAAGACGAUAAAGAAUCAUCCAAACUCUAAAUGAAAGGCUUUCUAUGUGCAUGACAACAUUUAUAUCGACAGAAUGAAGAAAUCAAGCAAAAGAACGAAUGCUCACGCGUUAACAUCAUCACCAGAGUAAUGAAAACAUGUUUAGAGAGUAGCUGGUUACUCUAGAGAUGAGCACGAGUUGAGUUUCUCUUCAUCAACACUAUUUCACAGGUCUGUUCACAGCACGAACGAUAACUCUAACGAUUGAUUCAUUACUGUAUUUGUCGGACUAUAAGUCGCACCUGAGUAUAAGUCACAUCAGUCCAAAAAUACGUCAUGACGAGGAAAAAAAACAUGUAUAAGUUGCAUUUAUUUAGAACCAAGAACCAAGAGAAAACAUUACCGUCUCCAGCCGCGAGGAGAAUUAACUAGCACUGAGCAGCACAGAGCGCCCUCUGGCGGCUGGAGACCGUAAUGUUUUCUCCCGGUUCAUGUCAAAUUAAUUUUGAUAAAUAAGUCGCACCUGACUAGAAGUCGCAGGACCAGCCAAACUAUGAGAAGAAGUGCGACUUAUAGUCCGGAAAAUACAGUACUUAUAAUGAUCUCUCCACACUACGAUGAUAACGACAGAGGAACGAUAGGAUCCUUGCUUUAGUCCAGACUGGUUCAAACAGGAAUAUCAUUCUGUUCUCCUCUGAUCGUGUCAGUGCUGUUUAAUCUAUAUUACUGAAUAUUAAUAGUCUUAUGAACCUGAAGACUGUUGUAGUUAUUAUUCUCGGUGUGAACGGGCCUCUGUGGCUUGUCUUCACUGAUAUUUCGUCUGGUUUGCUGUUUCUUCAGAUUCUAGCAGCAUGUUUCUCUGCGAAGCGUUUAGUGAAGAAUGAAGUGUGUUUUAGUUUAGUCUGAAGUGAAUAACUCUCAUCUCUGCCAAACCUGGGUCAAACUGGAAGCAAGGGUUAAGAACAUUUACUGGAGAUUGUAUCUUUGCAACAUCAUGAAACCAAAUAUAUCACAUAUCAAUAUGAUUUAAACUGGAAGUAGAUUUAUCCUGAACAGCACAAACUGUGUGUUAGCGUAUGCUAAUUACUGGACACUAUGCAUUAUAAUAAAUAUUCAUGUAUAUGUAAUUAUCGCACAGCUGGACAUGUAGUCUACUUUACAAUAUUUCAGAUUCUGAUUAUUUUUGUGAGACUACAUGGAAUAUUUGUACUUUUAUAAAUUAGUUUGUCACUGCACAGAACUAUUGUAGUGAACCGUGCACAGAAUAUUAGAUUUGUUCAAAGAUAUUGAUUAAUGUUAUUUGUGAACAUGCUCUAAAUGUCAUGUUGUGUCACUUUGAUUUGAAUUCAUAUUUGUUGAUUUGAUUUCAGUCAUUCGAUCCAGAUUCCAGUUAUAUCAGAGAGUUACAGGAAACACUUCACAAUAAUGUUUACAUGAACUAACAAUGAAAAAUACUUCUUAAGCAUUUAGACUUUAUUGUGAAGUGUUACAAAAGUAUGAAAUGGAAUAACAUCCCCUGAAGUUUUCACACUGCAACUGAUUUUAAUAAAAUGCUUUUAUUGACAAUAUAAAAAUC
Carassius gibelio (silver crucian carp) is the source of this 2525-nucleotide messenger RNA. RefSeq names its product transmembrane protein 65 (gene tmem65). The transcript is spliced from 7 exons. Bases 339 to 1004 code for a protein of 221 amino acids. The record is from RefSeq and is a predicted model, not a curated record. Lineage: Eukaryota; Metazoa; Chordata; Actinopteri; Cypriniformes; Cyprinidae. Gene Ontology annotation, cellular component: mitochondrion. Gene Ontology annotation, biological process: regulation of cardiac conduction; cardiac ventricle development.